Molecule: messenger RNA, 3469 nt
Organism: Daucus carota subsp. sativus
Lineage: Eukaryota; Viridiplantae; Streptophyta; Magnoliopsida; Apiales; Apiaceae
Product: formin-like protein 5
Exons: 6
Coding region: 472-3297 (941 amino acids)
Biological process (GO): actin nucleation; actin cytoskeleton organization
Molecular function (GO): actin filament binding
Source: RefSeq, a predicted model, not a curated record
AACUCGUCAUCGCAUAUUGUUUUAUUUUUUAUUUUGCUUUUUUGGUCAUAACGCGCCCGCCUGUUUGUUUACUCUGUUGCUUCCUUUCUUUUCACUUUCUUGGAUCUGGUCUUUAUUCACCAUAACACUUGAUUGAUUGCUAUUACAAAGAGACAAACCUCCCUGAAACAUCCACACACAUACGUUAUACGGAUACAUAAUUUUAUUUCUCUCUCUUGGAGUUAUCAUAGUUAGUUGGGUUUUGAUUCUACAUACUGGCAAGCCAGUUUUGAUACUUGGGUUUAAUUCUUGCAUCAAGUCUUGAUUCGGGUCAGCGGAUUAUGUUAAGGUUCUUUGAGUUGGAUUACUCAUAAAGAUUAAUCUUUUUAUUUAACUAUUUAGAUGCUUCUAAGUCUCUGUCACUGGGAUAAUUGAGAAUUACAAGUGAUUUCUUAUUGUUGUGUGACAUUCACAUAGUAUGCAUUCGAUUUGAUGAUUCAAGAACAAAUGGGUGUAAGAGGAGUUGUCUGUUUUAUUGUGUUGACUCUUUUGCCUUUAGCUUCGGGAGGUGAUCAAGGCCUCCACAGACUAUCGCUCCACAAUCUGAUCAGGUCUCCGGUGUUAGAUGAGGAUAUGGCUCAGCUUUUAUGGAUCAACUGUGGGCUGGAGUUGAAUCAUAUCAAGGAAGCUAUUGAAAAUCUUAAACCAUAUCCUAAAGCAAGUGACAGUAUUACAAUCAUUAUGCUUUCUGAGAAAGCAAACAGACAUAUAGCUCCCCAAGUCCUUGAUCCUUUGAUUAAGCAAACUCUUAUGAAUUGUUUAAGGAAGAUGAAUCUUAUGAUCUUGGAGUCGGGAGAAGAGAAAAUUUCCAAAAAUUGGCUUGUGAAGUAUAUUGACUCCUUUUAUAAGUCCAGUGGUCAUAGACGAAGAAAACUAAUUCAGGAUUCAGCACCAUCUCCAUCUCCAUUGCCGGCUUUGUCGCCAGCCUUAUCGCCAUCACCUGCAGUUGAAUCACCUUCAUUCAGUCCAACUCCUUCAGUUUCAGGGGAUAGUUUUCAAGGUCAUUCAGCAUCUGGUAAUUUUUUCCCUAAAGAUUUGAAUGGUUCAAGUUCACAACCCGUAGCUAGUGAACCAAGUCCAAAUUCUUAUAUGAACGAUCAGUCGAGGAAGAAAAGAAACCACAAAACAGUUGUUAUUGCUGUUGCAGUAACUGCAACAGUAACAUUCAUAAUUGUCGCAGUGCUAUUUUAUUGCUAUUACAGAGUUUGCGGGACUCGGCAUAGAGCUGGACAAAAUGAUGAGGGGCCUCUUCUCCGCAUAAGCUUAAGCAAUUAUUCCAUUGAUUCUUCAGACAAGUCUUUUGCUUCAGAAAACUCUAUAAACAAGCACAGGCCUGGUAAUCUUUCAUUGCAUAACUCGAGCCAUUAUAUUGGCUCUGGUGUUCAUGGUACUACAAAUCUGGGAACUCCUGUAAAAACAGCUACCAGUAUUCUCAAGCCCAAUUAUGAGGAAUCUGCUCAGAAUUACCCCUCUUCAUUGAAGCCCCCUCCUGGAAAGUUUGUAACUACAGAACUGCCUCCAAAGCAUCUCCCAGAAAGUGCAGACUCUGAACUUCCUCCUAACAAGAGAGCUCCUCCCCCCCCUCCUCCCAUGAAAAGUGCUCCUGCUCCUCCACCUCCUCCUGGAAAAGGACCUCCUCCGCCUCCUGUAUUGCCGCCCUCACAGGGACUUAAUUCUAUCCCACAUAAUCCCUAUCCUGGAGGACCACCACCUCCUGUACCUUCUGCAAUUAAGACUGGUCCUCGCCCACCACCACCUCCAGUUGGCGGUAUCCCUCCCCCUCGGCCACCCAACUUGGGGUUGAGACCGCCUCGUCCUUCAACUCAUGGACCCCAUCAUCCGUCAUCUUCUGCUUUGUCUGAAGGGGAUGAAACUGGUGCACCUAAAGCUAAGUUAAAGCCGUUUUUCUGGGAUAAGGUUCUUGCAAACCCUGAUCAUUCAAUGGUCUGGCAUCAAAUUAAGUCAGGGUCUUUCCAGUUUGAUGAAGAGAUGAUAGAGUCGCUGUUUGGUGCCCCUGCUGGAAAGAACAAGAAAGAGAUGAAAACAGGUGCUUUACCUUCAGGUCCUCCAACACAGUAUGUUCAGAUCAUUGAUCCAAAGAAAGCACAGAAUUUAUCAAUACUCUUAAAGGCACUGAACGUGACAACCGAGGAAGUCUGUGAUGCACUUCAAGAAGGAAUUGAGCUACCCUCUGAACUCUUGGAAACUUUAAUGAAGAUGGCACCCACAACUGAAGAAGAACUGAAGCUGCGGCUUUACAGCGGGGAUCCUUCUCGACUUGGAACUGCUGAGCGGUUUUUGAAAGUCUUAGUUGAAAUACCCUUUGCAUUCAAGAGGCUAGAGUCACUAUUCUUCAUGUGCACUCUCCAAGAGGAGGCAACAAUUGUCAAAGAAACAUUUACAACUUUAGAGGCUGCUUGCACAGAGUUGAAAAAGAGUAGGCUGUUUCUAAAGCUCUUGGAAGCUGUUUUAAAAACUGGCAAUCGCAUGAACGAUGGAACAUUUCGCGGCGGUGCACAAGCAUUUAAACUUGACACACUUCUGAAACUAUCAGAUGUGAAAGGAACUGAUGGGAAGACUACACUUCUACAUUUUGUUGUUCAGGAAAUUAUCCGGUCAGAAGGGGUUCGAGCUGCUCGUGUAGCUCGAGAAAGUCGGGGUAUUAAAUCUGGUGAUCUGGAGGCCUCCUCCAAUGAUCUUGAAAGUCACUACCGAAGUCUUGGUCUUCAGGUGGUCUCAGGCUUGGCUGAUGAGCUUGAAAACGUUAAGAAAGCUGCAGGUUUAGAUGCGGAUAACUUGACAGGAACAGUCGCCAAGCUUGGUCAUGGACUCAUUAAAGCGAAGGAUUUUCUGAAUUCAGAUAUGAAGAAGAUUGAUGAACAGAAUAGGUUCCAUCAAGUCCUCAAAAGUUUUGUGCAGAAUGCUGAGGUGGAUGUGAUGUGGUUGCUGGAGGAAGAGAAGAGAAUUACAGCACUGGUGAAAAGUACAGCUGAUUACUUCCACGGGAAUGCAGGAAAAGAUGAGGGCUUGCGUUUGUUUGUUAUAGUCCGGGAUUUUCUGUUAAUUUUGAAUAAGUCGUGCAAAGAGGUAAAGGAUCGGGAAAAGAUGAGCAAGACACCAAGGAAAGACUUAGUAGUAGCGCCAUCUGCAGAAGCCUAUCAGGGUUCAUCUGCUGAUCCUCGGGAGCGCCUUUUUCCUGCUAUUAGAGACAGGCGAAUGAGUAAUAGUUCUAGUUCAUCGGAUGAAGAUAGUUCGUAAAUAGUUGGGGUAGGUUUAUAUCUCUGAGUAUGAGAAUUGUCAUCAUGAUAGUGUGUUUGGUAAGAUAGAAUUACUGGUAGACGUAGCUAGAAACUGGGAAUGACUAAUUUUUUUUAUUGUUUGUAAUUUUUUCCCUGGUGAGUAUAUUACUUCAAAAGAUUACUUUAAAGCA